Molecule: messenger RNA, 1551 nt
Organism: Penicillium alfredii
Lineage: Eukaryota; Fungi; Ascomycota; Eurotiomycetes; Eurotiales; Aspergillaceae
Product: translation initiation factor eIF2 subunit gamma
Exons: 5
Coding region: 1-1551 (516 amino acids)
Biological process (GO): formation of translation preinitiation complex; positive regulation of translational fidelity
Cellular component (GO): cytosol; eukaryotic translation initiation factor 2 complex
Molecular function (GO): tRNA binding; GTPase activity; translation initiation factor activity
Source: RefSeq, a predicted model, not a curated record
AUGGCUACCAACGGCGAUUUCUCCGACGAGGAGUCCCAGCCCGGCUCGCCCAUGCUCGACGCCAACAAUGCCCAAGGUGACGUUGAGGGGUUGGAGCCGCUUGAACAGGGAGAGAAGCCGAUCAAGUCGGCGAUGAAGAAGUCCACCGAGCCCUCGCUGCUCCAGCCGAAGCGACCAGAACUCCCCGAACAACCCAACCCCGAAACCCUCGACCUGUCGAAAUUGACGCCCUUGUCGCCUGAGAUUAUUGCCCGACAAGCUACUCAGAAUAUCGGCACCAUCGGCCAUGUGGCACACGGGAAAUCAACCGUGGUCAAGGCGAUUUCGGAGGUGCAAACCGUUCGUUUCAAGAACGAGCUGGAGCGAAACAUUACAAUCAAGCUGGGUUACGCCAAUGCCAAGAUCUAUAAGUGCGACAACUCCGCCUGUCCCCGCCCGACAUGCUACAAGAGUUUCAAGAGCGAGAAGGAGAUCGAUCCGCCCUGCGAGCGCGAUGGAUGCGGAGGACGAUACCGGCUGCUUCGCCAUGUGUCCUUCAUCGAUUGCCCGGGUCACGAUAUUCUCAUGUCUACGAUGUUGUCUGGUGCCGCAGUCAUGGAUGCCGCCCUCCUCUUGAUUGCCGGAAACGAAGUCUGCCCGCAGCCUCAAACCUCGGAGCAUCUGGCGGCUAUUGAGAUCAUGAAGCUUAGCCACAUUAUUAUUCUGCAGAACAAGGUGGAUUUGAUGCGCGAAGAUGGCGCCCUGCAGCACUACCAGUCCAUUCUCAAGUUCAUCCGUGGUACCGUUGCCGAUGGCUCGCCCAUUAUUCCCAUCUCUGCUCAGCUUAAAUACAACAUCGAUGCCGUCAACGAGUACCUCGUGUCGCACAUCCCGGUUCCUAUUCGUGACUUCACCGCUUCGCCUCACAUGAUGGUUAUCCGUUCAUUCGAUGUGAACAAGCCUGGUGCGGAGAUUGACGAGCUGAAGGGAGGUGUUGCCGGUGGUUCCAUUCUGACCGGUGUGGUGAAGCUGAAUGAUGAGAUCGAGAUCCGCCCGGGUCUUGUCACCAAGGACGAGCACGGCAAGAUCCAGUGCCGCCCGAUUUUCUCCCGUGUUGUGUCCCUGUUCGCCGAGCACAACGACCUCAAGUUCGCCGUUCCCGGUGGUCUGAUCGGUGUGGGAACUCGGGUCGACCCUACGCUUUGCCGUGCGGACCGUCUGGUUGGUUUCGUCCUGGGUCACCGCGGCCGCCUGCCCGCCAUCUACACGGAGAUUGAGGUCAACUACUUCUUGCUGCGCCGCUUGUUGGGUGUCAAGACUGCCGAUGGCAAGCAGGCCAGAGUUGCCAAGCUGGCAAAGAACGAAGUGCUGAUGGUCAACAUUGGCUCGACAGCCACCGGUGCCAAGGUCCUGGGUGUCAAGGCCGAUGCCGCCAAGCUCAGUCUGACCAGCCCGGCUUGCACGGAAGUUGGUGAGAAGAUUGCCAUCAGUCGGAGAAUUGAGAAGCACUGGCGUCUCAUUGGGUGGGCCAACAUUGUUGCUGGUAACACCCUCGAGCCCGUUCAGCAGUAA